AUGGAGAACGGGGUACAGAACGGCGCACACUCGAAUCAUGACAGGGAUGUCAAGGUCAACGGAGGAGCGGUGGCGGUAGACAGCCCGGCGGCGCUGGACAAGGGCAAAGGUGCAGCAGCGGGAACGAGUGACGCAGCGGCACAGAACGGCCACGGUGACAAGACUGUUCCGCCUGCCAACGCACAAGACGCGCAACGGGGCACUUCUACCGUCAGUCUGCCGAAUCGGUCGAGAAUGAACGACUUGCCAGACGAGAUCCAGCACAUCACACAAGGCUUCAUCCCACUAUCGACAAUCAUUCUUCGACUUGCUCAGGCAACGCAUGACGACCUGGAGAAGGCCAUCAUGGAUGCGGCGCGUAUCAAGUAUUCCCCACCAGCGAUAAACGGAAGCGCGACUGGCGGCGGCGAUCCUCCAGAUGACUCCUCCGAAGCGAACAAGGCGAGGAAGCUUACACUGUUGAAGUUUGCCCAAGACGCCCACACCAAAUGGGUCAAGGCCUUGGUGAUCACGGACUGGAGCAGGAAAGCGUCUACGGUCAGCAAGCUGAUCGAUCUCAAAGCACACCUUGACAAGAAGCGAAGUCUUUUUGAUUUUACCCUCACCGAGCUGAUCGAGCUGAAGCGCUCGCUCGGCCAAGCGAGACUGCCGAGACCAGACCUCAAAACAGCCCUGCAAAUCCUCACCACGGGCGAGGCACCUUGGAUACCAGAGCCGGGAUACAUUCCGCCACCAUCAUUAACGCCGGAAGAACAGCUGAAGUGGAUCGAAGAGCUCAACACGCUUCUGUCUCUGCGCCUCAAUCUCGACGAUUACGACAAGAUUCCACAUCAGUUCAAGAACUACACCAUCAAAUCGGGCCGGGUGACCUUCACGGUGAAGGGCGAGUUCGAAGUCGAUCUUACGAUUGCCGACGAGGAUUUUGAGAAGCAAUUCUGGUUCAUCGACUUUCGCUUCGACUUCACGCCUUCCUCUGAGAGGCUAUCUGAUGCGCUGGUGGCUUACUUGGAGGGGCAGGUCAACGACGUGCUGUCGCGGGAGGGGCUGGAGGGCUGCUAUCGAUUCCUCCAUGAGUUCGUCCUCACCCACAAGAUCAAUGAGCUCAAGCGACAAGCCAUCGACCUCGUGCGAAACUCUUGGACUGGCAACCUCAAGGUGGAACCGCUCAACCGGGCGCUCGCCAUUCAGUAUUGGACGUCACGGUACGGCCCUCAAGCACCGAAAAGCUGGGUCAUGGUCGCAGUACAGAGCGGCAAGCAGAAGAACGGGCUGCCGGAUCCAAAACACCCCAGCCAUCUUGUCGCUCGAUGGUACCGGGACAACAAAGAGAUCAAAGACGUCAAGCUCCACCUCAACAUUCAAGAGAUCUCAGCAGAGGCUUUACUCAAGUCAGCCAUUGCCAAGCACGUCGAACAUAUCCUCUCUUCCAUCCACGACAAGCUUGCGGCCGCGCCGAGAUUCGUCAACAGACAGGCCUAUAUGCGGCUCGAUAUUUCACGCUCGGAACCGCUCGAUUCAUCGCUCGAGAUGCAGCUCGGUGGCAAGAAGAUGGUCAAGUUGCUCAUCGAGCCCAUCACAGGCUUUGCUGCGAUACAGCCACAUACACGAUAUGGUCUCCAAGGAGAAACACGGAUCAACCACGGCGGCAAGGAUCCGGCCGAGGAUGGCGUUGCCUGUCUGGAGAACAUUCGAUGGGGCUAUGUUGUGGACGAGUUCAACCGCCGCGGUCGAAGCUGUGGCUGGGCGAUGACGAAGAUACCCGUCGGAAACGAAGAGGUCAAGCGACUCAUCAAGACAAGAGAACCGUUCCAACCAGUCUUUUUCCAGCGACAAGGGCUCGGUCAAGACUGGUUCGUCCUGAUGUCUCUGAGCCUGGCCGGGGACGAAUGGUGGUUGAUCGAGGUGACACGCAACGGAGCGUCUCGUACAGUGACGACCUCGAUCCAACUGCCCUUCUCCAAAGGCCAACCCGAGCUCAAUGACAAGUUCUGGAACAACUUGACGAGUUUAGCCGCCGCAAUGAUUUCUCAGGCCAUCGAGCUUGGUGAACUUAAGAAGAACCGUAUUGACCACACCGCCAAAGACAUGCAGAGCCGAUGCUUGACACAGCAGAUCAGGAUACCCGUCAUUUUCAUCAGGCUUGCGCACAUCUUGGACUCACCAGACUCAUUGGCCCAGACUCGCGCGCAGGACCGCCGCGUGCAAUCGAGCGCUCCGGCAUGGCCCGCCGACACCGUUGAAGUUCAUUUCAGAGGCACCAAGGGUUCCUCUGCAGCAAACUCUGCUGGAAACGACACGGCCGGACUCGGCAUUAGUGUUGAUGCUGUGUUGAAAGUUAAAGACAAGCACAAGUUUAAGCAACUUCAGGCGCGAAUCGACAAGAACGUAGCGUUUGACCGGAGGACAGGGCAAUUCGUGUUCCACAUCCGCGGCUCCGUUGGGAAGCCCGUGUUGCAGGCACUUGCCGACCACAUCAAGUCGAUUGACAGGUUGGUCGGUUUCCUCGAUGCCAUGCGGUGCGCAAAGGGAGCAGUUCAAUGUACCGAAGUCGGCCUCGGCAAAGUCAAGUUCUCGUACUCCGAUAUCGUCCUCCCCGGAGAAACUGGCGAGCCCCGGCAAUGGACUGCUGUACUCAACAUGUCACGCAACGGAACUCGCCUUAUCCUCGAGCCGGAUAACCCGCACUUGCGGAUUCUUGACUUGCUCACCAAGGUGGUCAACACGGAGAAGGGGCUACGCGUCAUGAUGGCCUACAUGACGGACGUGCUCCCGAUCCUUCGAGUUUUCGACACUCUCGAAAAGAAAUGGGAGGAGGUAGAGGCGGCUGGUCAGGGGCACAUCGAGCUCCUGACCCCGGCGGCCGAUUGGUUCGCUGUCCGGUACUCUUUGCCAAGUACAGCAGGCCCCGCGCGCCAGCUCACGAUUGAUGUGUGGUCUAAGGAACGCCAGGCUCAGCCGUAUUGGUUUGCUUCGCGUAAGCAGCGCGGCCCACCAUCGCCCGCGGACGACGAAUUCAAGGCGGUUCUCAAGGGGGUGUGGGAUUCCAGGGGGGAGAAUUGGAGGGGUCUGACGACAGGCGCCGUAGCUCAAAUGGGCAUGGGCGUGUUUGAGAUGAUCCAGGCCAUGGACGACGCCGUCAGGGCGUUUGCGACAGGGAACGGCCCGGCCGACGAUAACGCUUCCACUGCCGGGCUACCGACGCAGGUCAGCCAGGUCUUCUCGAGUCAGGGGUCGGGCAACGGCACGCCGCAGACGAGCCAGGCCCAGAGCCAGAAGCAAGCGUCUCAGGCUUCGCAGGGCCAGCAGCCUCAACGGCCGCGGCCGAGCCAGACGCCCAACCAGAACCAGAUGCGCAAGCCGAGCUUCGGCAAGCAAGGCGGGGGAGCCAAGGGACCGGUGGGCGGCAAGAAUGCACCGGUCGUGGUGCUGGAUUAA
Verticillium dahliae VdLs.17 is the source of this 3435-nucleotide messenger RNA. Its product is annotated as mediator of RNA polymerase II transcription subunit 14. The transcript has 3 exons. The record is from RefSeq and is a predicted model, not a curated record. Gene Ontology annotation, biological process: regulation of transcription by RNA polymerase II. Gene Ontology annotation, cellular component: mediator complex; core mediator complex. Gene Ontology annotation, molecular function: transcription coregulator activity. Lineage: Eukaryota; Fungi; Ascomycota; Sordariomycetes; Glomerellales; Plectosphaerellaceae. Bases 1 to 3435 code for a protein of 1144 amino acids.